GAGCCUAUCUGUAGCUAUAGCACAAUUAACGUUGUCUUUUAUUUCUUCAUUGUAGUUUGACGUUUAACUAGUUUAAUCUAGGACUAUAGACAAUACUUCCUAUUAAAUCACGACCAUUGUGAUAUUUCCUAGGUAGGAUGCCAAAAUUCAUCCGAUUGCCCCACCCGUGAUCAAUGCAUUGAUAAACUCAUUUGAAAGUCAAGAAAGAUCAUCAGUCCAUACGUAGACACUCAUUAGGAGCCUUGGCUACGAUUCCAACCAUGGCCACACCUCUCUAUUUCAUAUAGUCUCCUCUCAUUGGAACACCGCGGUUUCUGCUCAGCUCCGACUCGAGUCACUGCGACGAGUCCAGUGUGUGCGCUAUCGUGGAGUAGCCUGCACUCUGUCAGCCGCCCCGCUCUCCUCAUUCAAAUGAAACUGUCUCACUUCAACCCGGCCGUCAUGACUUGUGCAUGAAUGAAUGUGAAUCACACACCUAAUGUGGGACGGCCUGCACGAAUAGCUGCUCAAACCUGGAAAUUCAGACAAUCCGAAAUAGCUCACUGAGCCUCCCAGACAGUGUUUCUACUGAAAACUGACCGACUGAGAGAACUGCUACUGGGCUAUACUGCAGUUUGCGACACGCAAGAAAGCUUCUCACCUGCACACGGCUUGCAUGACCAUCACGAAGAUGUCAUGGCGUCCCCAGUAUCGCAGCUCCAAGUUUCGGCAUGUGUUCGGUAAGCCCGCCAAUAAAGAGAACUGCUACGAUGGCGUCCCCAUCACCAAGAGCGUCCAGGACAACCAGUUCUGUGCCGUCAACCCCCGGUUCGUCGCCGUGGUCACCGAGUGUGCUGGAGGUGGAGCGUUCCUCGUCCUCACUAUUAAUCAUACAGGAAAGGUGGACCCUCACCACCCACGGGUUUCUGGACACAGGGGAAAUGUUCUGGACAUCAAGUGGAACCCUUUUGAUGACCUCUGCAUCGCCUCCUGCUCGGAGGACUGCACGGUGAAAAUUUGGGACAUUCCAAAGAACGGGGUGCUGAGGAACAUCACCAUACCACAGAAAGAGCUCCAGGGUCACUCCCGAAGGGUGGGGCUCAUCGAGUGGCACCCCACUGCUAACAACAUCCUGUUCAGCUCGGCCUACGACUACAAGGUGAUGGUGUGGAACCUGGACUGCCCGGAGCCGGUGAUUAAGAAUCCAGUGAAGACCAUCAGCUUCCACACAGACGUGGUCCUCUCCAUGUCCUUCAACACCAAUGGCAGCCAGAUGGCUACUUCCUGCAAGGACAAGAAGAUCCGUGUGAUCGACCCCCGGAGUGGGACUCUCCUGCAGGAGGGUAAAAGUAAGUCGCAGAAGGUACACAAAGUGAUGUUCCUUGGAAAUCUGAAGAUGCUCUUCUCUUCGGGAGCUUCCAUGUGGAACAACAGGCACAUUGCCCUUUGGGAUCAGGAGGAUCUCUCGCAGCCUCUGGUAGAAGAGGACCUUGACGGAUCCACAGGAGUUGUGUUUCCGUUCUACGACCCCGACACACACAUGCUCUAUCUUGCUGGAAAGGGAGAGGGGUAUAUCCGCUACUAUGAGAUGAACUCAGAGAAGCCUUACAUGCAGUACCUGAAUGAGUACCGCUCACACCUACCUCAGAAGGGACUGGGUGUCAUGCCAAAGAGAGCUCUGGACGUUAACUCCUGUGAGGUGUUCAAAUUCUACAAACUGGUGUCGGCCAAGAGUGUGAUCGAGCCUCUGUCCAUGAUCGUCCCACGCAGGACAGAGGGCUACCAGGAGGACAUCUAUCCCAUGACUGCGGGGAACAGGCCAGCCCUGAGUGCGGCCGAGUGGCUCAGCGGACAGGACAAAGACCCUGUCCUCAUAUCGCUUAAGCCGGGAUCGAAGCCGGAAGAACUGUACCCGGAGCUCACCUCAGGAAAACUGUCAAAGAAUUCCCUGGACUCCAACUAUACCCAGACUCGCUCCGAGUCCAACACCUUGAACAACAACAUCCCGGACAAGACCCAAAAUGCCUUGUCCAAUGGUCGCGAGCCGUGUUCAACCCCAAAGAACGAUAAUGAGCUGUUGCAGGCGUUUUACCGGCAGCAGGAGGAGAUCUGCUCCCUGAAGGAGGCUCUGGCCCAGAGAGACGUGCGGAUAACGCAGCUGGAGCUGGAGAUCAGGAACCUCCGCAACACCUCCACCCAAAAUCCCCCCCGCACACCUUCCCCUAAUCCCCACCCCGCCUCCACUCUACCUCCCCCAGAACAACUUCCUCUAAACUCUACCCCACCUCCAACGGAACAACUUCCUCUAAACUCCAUCUCCCCUUAAACCACACCCCACCUCCUGAACCCCACCUUACCCAACCUCUACCCAAAAUCCCCUGGCACAACUGUCCCUAAACCCAACCACCAGUGAAAUUUCAACCGUACACCUCCACAGAAACCCCACUCCACCUCCUUCCUAAUCCUCCUACUUCUACCUAAAAAAACCCUGUCCCCCCACCACACUCCCCUCCUCUCCCCAAUCAUUUUGUGUAAGAAAUGAUAUAAGCAAUUUUUUAACGGUUUAGGUUUUCCAUAUUGUUUUUAAGCUUCUGAGCUAUGCAAUUAUUUCUUUUACUAUGCCCCUUUAUUGACAAUUUGUAGGUGCCUGUCUUUAAUGUGUUCAACACCGAGAUCUCUCAAAUAGAGGAUUGGACAGAACAUGCGUAAUUGAACAAAACGUAUUGGUUAGAUGUCGUGAGGAAUUUCCUCAGGAAUUGUGAGGAAAGGGCUGGCAUUCUGAGCGGUGUCUGAAUGGACGGUGGAUGUAUUUAUACUAUAGUGAAAGUGAAUAAUGGGUGUCAUUUAUACUAAGUGGGACAGUCCAGCUCUUACCUGCACUUGCAGAAAUGUUUUUAAGAAAUUGCAGUUAUUUAUUUUUUUUGUUUUUAUAUUUGGAAAGGAAAGCCAAAAAUCAUCAUUGUGAUAUGAAUAAUCACUGCCUUAAGAACAGAUAAUAUACAUUUAAUAUUGGGGUUAAUAUGCUGACUUUUCAGCCGUUUACAAAACCAGAACUGCAGCACACACAAACGCAUACAAGCAGAGUCUUUUACCCACACAUACAGACACGCACACACACACCUUUGAAUGGCACUGCACUUUGGGUAUGUGGGGAACGUAUUGCACCAGGAAUGAGGAAGUUCUGUUUAGCUGUAUCUAUUUUAGUUAUAGUGUACAUCAGCUGUUCUGUGUUUGUUUAGGUGAACGUCACUACAUGAGAGUUAAGGUGAAACCUCCUGGCCUUUUAGCUUUAGCUGGUGGAGGAGUGACAAGGCUAAGGAGGAAGGGUUUUCUAAGUUCAGAGGAUAAUUCAGAUUCAUGUAGAUCACUUGUAGAGUUCUUCACGGUGUGCCGAAGACUACUGUUCACUCGUGUCUCAGGUUCAUUGGGAAAGAGGUUUACCUCAUAGUACUGCGGAGGACGGUGUCUGCUUCACAUUGGCGGCUGUUGUAAAUGGCGUAUGCUGUCUUUUUGCAGAGAACUGAAUUUGAAAAGCUUUUGCAAUGUACAAAUACAAAUAUAACGUACAGAGAAUUCAAUAAAUAUUUUCCUAUCUC
Molecule: messenger RNA, 3575 nt
Organism: Conger conger (European conger)
Lineage: Eukaryota; Metazoa; Chordata; Actinopteri; Anguilliformes; Congridae
Product: coronin-2B-like
Exons: 12
Coding region: 656-2305 (549 amino acids)
Biological process (GO): actin filament organization
Molecular function (GO): actin filament binding
Source: RefSeq, a predicted model, not a curated record